CUUAGAUUAACUGCAGAAACGUCGCUCAAAAUGAAUAAGAAUAGUUGUUUAUUGUAGAAAUGUUCUUUUGUCCUGAGUCAGUGACACAGAACUAAAUAUUCAACAUGGAUACUAAUAAUGUUAUAACUUUUCACAAGUUUGGUGUAUUUGAUGAUUUAGAUCAACAAAAUAAAGUAUGUGUUAAAAAAGAAUAUUGUCAUGUUGACAAUAUUGAAACAUGCUAUCAGUGUAAUUUGUGUGAAGAAGAAUUUAUGUCAGAAACUGAUUUAGUAAAGCACUGUAAAAAACAUGUUAAAGAAGAGAAAAUAGAUGAUGUAGAUGAAUAUUAUCAUGUUAAAGAAGAGAAAACUGAUGAUGUAGAUGAAUAUUGUCAUGUUAAAGAAGAGAAAACUGAUGAUGUAGAUGAAUAUUGUCAUGUUAAAGAAGAGAAAACUGAUGAUGUAGAUGAAUAUUGCUGGGUUAAAGAAGAGAAAACUGAAGAUAUUGAAACUGUUUAUCAGUGUAAUUUAUGUGAUGAAAAAUUUAAAUCGGAUACUGAUUUAGAAAAACACUGUGAAGUACAUCAUAGUAGUGAAUUGAAAGCAUGUAGUGAUGUAGGCCUACAAUCAGCUGACAGUCAAGGUAGUGAUGUAGGCCUACAGAUAACUGACUGUCACUGUGGUAUAGGCCUACAAUGUGAUGUUUGUAGUAAUGGUAAUCGACAGAGACACAUGCAAAUUUAUACAAGAGCAAAACCUUAUAAAUGUGAUGUUUGUGGUAAAUCAUUCACACGUCAUGGAACCUUAAAAGUUCACUUGAGAAUUCAUACCGGAGUGAAACCCCAUAGAUGUGAUGUUUGUAGUAAAUCAUUUACUGAAAUUAGUGGUCUACAUUUACACACUAAAAUUCAUACUGGUGAAAAAUCCUAUCGAUGUGAUGUUUGUGGUAAAUCAUUUACACAUAACAGUAACCUACAUUCCCACAUGAGAAUUCAUACCGGUGAAAAACCUUAUAAAUGUGAUGUUUGUGGUAAAUCAUUUGCACAGAGGGGAAGCCUACAGUCACACAUGAGAAUUCAUACUGGAGUGAAAUGUUUUAAAUGUGAUGUUUGUUGUCAAUCAUUUACACAGCGUGGCACUCUACAGUCACACUUUAGAACCCAUACAGGUGAAAAACCUUAUAAAUGUGAUGUUUGUAGUAAAUCAUUCACCCAUUUUGGAACUCUACAUAAUCACAUGGUAACACAUAAUGAAGAGAAACCUUAUAAAUGUGAUGUUUGUAGUAAAUCAUUCACACGUCAUGGAACUUUAAAAAGACACAAAAAGUCAUGCUGGGGAAAAUCCAUAUCAAUGUGAUCCUACAGAAAUCACCAAAAUCAUUCACCCAUUGUGAAAAACUAUAGACGCACAUAAAAACCCAUACUAGAGCGAAAUCCUAUAGUAAAUCAUUCACACGCAUUGCCAUUUAAAGUUGCAAUUUCAUAUUUUUAAGUUAUAUUUUUAAAAUUUAUUAAAAUAAAGCCUUAAAAUAGAUGGUAUCCAUAAACAGUCCUACCUUGUUAAAGAACAAUCCUAUUAAUCCUAUAAUUCACUAUUGCCAGUUGAGAAAUUGGCAAAAAUAUCAUUUUCAACUUCCAAUUCAAACGUUUGAAGAUAGCUAUUCCAUUGGGGGGAAUAGGAAAACAAGGGAGGUAAUUGUGUUAUUUUUUCCGGUGUCAAUGAAUUUUAAGUGUGGGAAAUAAAGCCUAUGAUCGUAUAAUAGUGAGUUGACAACCUAUUGAGCAAAAGACAUAGAAAUAAUUAUGUUUUGACUUUCUUAGAAAAUAUGAAAUUCUCGCUUUAAAGAGAGAAAUGGGGUUAACGUCUACUCGACAAACCAGGACUAACAUAUGAUUCAAUUUUAUUUCAACAAUUUGCUUGCACAUACAUUGUAGGUUUUUUUUUAGCAGUGGUGGAAACCGGAUGUCCCAGAGAAAACCCACGAGGUUAGACGGGUGACCUCACACCUUGUCACGUACAGGUGGGGAAUCGAGACUCCACCACCUGAUUCAAUGAAAGAACUUCUGAUCUAAUUUACACGCCUUAACCAUCCCCUUCCCAUCUCCCCCGCCAUUUAAAAUGAGAUUAUUCAGCAGCUACUUUCUGCUAAUACUACACUGCAUGAUGCAUGAUAUUAAGGACCAGUUGACUUAAGGAGUAAUAAAAAAGACAACAUAAAUAUAUAUGAACCUGUAAUCACAUGAAAUAUAGAUAUACAUGAACCUGUAAUCGCAUGAAAUAUAGAUAUACAUGAACCUUUAAUCACAUGAAAUAUAGAUAUAUAUGAACCUGUAAUCACAUGAAAUAUAGAUAUAUAUAUA
This is a messenger RNA of Patella vulgata (common limpet), 2338 nucleotides long. Its product is annotated as zinc finger protein 214-like. Bases 105 to 1334 code for a protein of 409 amino acids. Lineage: Eukaryota; Metazoa; Mollusca; Gastropoda; Patellidae. The transcript has 2 exons. The record is from RefSeq and is a predicted model, not a curated record.